ACUACACGGUUGUCUCUAUGCGAGAUUUGUUUGUCAACGGACGGGCUGGAAAUUCCACGGGGACCUGGGAGCCAAUACAGUUUUGUGGUGACAGUUGUGCUACGUUUGUUAAACACGAGUAAAGGCAGUCGAUAACUGUUGGGAAUUUUGUCACGGGUUCAUAUUUACUAUAGUAAACGAGAAGCGUUUCUUUUUUCCCCCUUAACGGCUUAUGCUAGUGCGUUGUCCUUCGUCGUCCAGCCGGCUUCGUUAGCUUAGCUAGCUAGCUAGCUGCGUUGCGCCUAUGGGGAGUGUUAAAAAGCGCGUCUACGCGAAGGUUGUUUGGUGCGUUUUACUGGAAAACACUGCUAAUCAUUACGCUAGGAAUAUGCAUCGCAAUCGAACCAGUGGCUACAUUGAAGUAAAGUGACAGAAAGAGGCGAUACUGUUUUACAAGUUAUGAACAGUUUUAAUAUUAAGUACUCGUGUUUGAGGAAAGAUAGCGAAAGUCCGGGAGUCAGUGCCGAGUCCAGCAACAACAACAAGAAGAAGUGGGCUCUGGGGGACGAUGUCUUCUGUUGUCACGAGAUGAGUUUUGUGGACGAAUCGGUGCAGGCGGGGAUGUCCUCGGUCCAGUCGGGGCUGGAGGGACACCUGCCGCUACUACACCGCGGCGCUCAGAGCGAGCUGCUGCUGGACCUAAACUCCCCGGAAGCCUACCUCGACGGCAGCCCUUUGGACUUCGCAGACCCCGACAGGAACAACGGCAGCCCCCAGUUCGAGAGAAGGAAGAGGUCCAGGUCCAACAGCUCCAGGCACAGGUUUAAUGAAGUCGUCACCGAGCUAGUUCCCGAGGAGGUCCGGUGGUUCUACAAGGAGGACAAGAAGACGUGGAAGCCCUUUCUCGGACACGAUUCUCUUAAAAUGGAGCUUAUGUUUCGGAAAUACUGCGAACUGAACCCUUCUUGUUCUGCUGCUGUUCGUCGCAAAGUCAGCGGAGAGCGGCGGGAGAGCGGCAGCACAGGUCCGGAGAGUCCGGAACCGAACGGUGCCGCUGUCCCAGGAGAGACUGCGAGCUGCAGCGCACGUGAAGGCCGUGGUUCCUCUGAUGAGAGGGACCCGGACGGCAUUGAAAUCAACGUAGAACCCGUCUGUGUUCGAGGAGGGCUGUAUGAGGUUGACAUCAAGGAGAAGGAAUGUUUUCCUGUCUACUGGAAGCAACAAGACCAUAUUCCUGUGAUGAGAGGCCAGUGGUUUAUUGAUGGGACGUGGCUCCCGCUGGAGGAGGAGGAGAGCGACCUGAUUGAGGAAGAGCAUCUGAACCAUUUCCGAGGACAGCAGAUGCAAGAUACCAUUGAGACGGAUUUAGUGGUCAAAACAGUUGAUAGCAAAGAUGUUCUCUUCCACCUGCCCCCUUUCUACCUCCCUUUUCUGUUCAAAUGGAGUGGAUAUCAGACGAGUGCUAAAACUAGAUGUCACAAGCGCAAACGCUGCCAAGCCAUCCACAGUCUGAAGUUGAGCCGGACCCACGUGGAUUGGCACAGCGUGGACGAAGUCUACCUCUACAGUGAUGCUACCACCUCCAAAAUUGCACGCACUGUCACCCAAAAACUGGGCUUCUCUAAAGCAUCAAGCAGCGGCACACGGCUCCAUCGGGGUUACGUUGAAGAGGCCUCUCCAGAGGAUAGACCCCCCCACACAACGCACAUUGUCUUUGUGGUGCAUGGGAUUGGGCAAAAGAUGGAUCAGGGGCGCAUUAUUAAAAACACUGGAAUGUUGAGGGAAGGUGUAAGGAAGAUGGAAGACAAGCACUUUUCAAAACACAAAGACGAGCAUGUGGAAUUCCUUCCUGUCGAGUGGCGUUCAAAACUCACUCUAGAUGGAGAUACAGUAGAGUCGAUCACACCAGACAAAGUCAGAGGACUGAGAGACCUCCUGAACAGCAGUGCCAUGGAUAUUAUGUACUACAACAGCCCUCUUUAUCGGGACGAAAUCACCAAGGGCCUCACGCAGGAGCUGAACAGACUGUACUCACUCUUCUGCUCUCGGAACCCGGAGUUUGAGGAGAAGGGCGGCAAAGUGUCCAUCGUGGCUCAUUCCCUUGGCUGUGUCAUCACCUAUGACAUCAUCACAGGCUGGGAUCCCGUGCGCUUCUGUCUGCAGGAGCAUCGUGCAGUAGAGGAGGAGACGGAUUUGCGGUGGAUGUCCUACGAGGAGAAGCAGCUGUUGCAACAGCUGAAAAACACACGCAGUAGGUUAUUAGACUUGGAGAAUCAGCUUGUAGCUCUCGAGGCCUCGAGGCCUUCAGUCCCUCCAGCUCUCAAAUUUAAGGUGGAAAACUUUUUCUGUAUGGGUUCUCCCUUGGCCGUGUUUUUGGCACUGAGAGGGAUCCGUCCAGGCAUCAGCUGCCAUCAAGACCACAUCUUACCCACCUCCAUCUGCAGCCGGCUCUUCAAUGUCUUCCACCCCACAGACCCUGUGGCAUACAGGCUGGAGCCGCUCAUCCUAAAGCAUUACAGUAACAUUGCACCUGUCCAGAUACACUGGUCUAGUGCCACUAACCCUACACCCUAUGAUGAAAUCCGGCCUUCAUUCCUAAACCCUGUGAAGGAUCCACCAUCUGACACGGAGAGCAUUCCCAGCCCAAGCACGUCUCCCGUCCUUCUCCGUAAGAACUAUGGAGAGUCCAUCACCAGCUUGGGAAAGGCGAGCAUACUCGGAGCUGCAAGUAUAGGGAAGGGCAUCGGCGGAAUCCUCUUUUCCCGUUUUUCCCGCUCCAACAGCCAGCCUUCGGUGUCUUUAGGACUUGAGGGAGGGCCAAACUGUGAGGAAGAGGAGCAAAGUCGCACUGAAAGCCAAUCAGCUUAUGGCCUCUCCACUAUGAUUCGACCCAUGUCCCCUACCGCUGACACAUCAUUGGAGCUGGAGAGACGGAUUGAUUUUGAACUCCGGGAGGGUUUGGUGGAGAGCCGCUACUGGUCAACAGUGACCUCACAUACAGGCUACUGGUGCUCACACGAUAUUGCACUCUUUUUGUUGACCUUUAUAUAUAAGCAGAAGUCAACAAUCUCUGCCCCGUUAGAAGACACUCCAGAGUCGGACUGAGGCCGAACACACGAGUUCAACAUGUUACAACCCACCACACAUCUGAAGGGUGUUGUGUUACACCAUAGGCAUUUGGUUUCUCAUGGAAAAACUCUGAUUUCAUCUAACAAUUUUCCAUCCUAAGACUUUUCCAAGACUGUUAGCAUAUUUUGUUGACCAGCUCUUUUAAUAUCUUUGAAAUUAAUAUUCAGAAGAUGACAUAAGGCCUCAUGUUUUUGCUGCUUUUGGUUCAGCUUGUGCGCAUUUGCUAACCCAUAAGGGGACAACAUUAGGCCAGAAACAUUGAACUGACUGCUUGUUAAAUUUAGAAGAAGGGACUAAUGAUUCCAACGCAUGGAUGUUUUGCAAUCAAUGGAGGAAAAAAAAGACUUCAUUCCCUGCCUCAAGUCAAACAGCUGCAGCCUGUUUUUUUGUUAAUCAGUGCUUGAAUCCAAACAGUCCGAAGCUUUGUGACGUCUUCGUCUGGUUCAGCCAAUGAGGCUUCGAGCUGUGUGUCUAAAUGUCUGUUACCCAUUUAUGAGAGAACAAAUGUUUGUUGCAGAAAUGUUUAGUUCUUGAAAUAUUUAGUUACUACUAGUGGGAAAAUGUAAUGCUAACAAAGAAAAUGCAAUGCCUUUUGAAAUCUGCCAAAAAGAGCCAGUCAUAAAUAUGUUGUUUUUUUUCCACAAAAAAAAAAGAAAAACAAGGCAUUAUCCCUUUAAAAUUAUGAUUGCAAUAUAAGGAAAUGAACACUUUUGAAGCUCAUGUAACUUCUGAGAUGCAUUUAAAACUAAUAUAACCACAGUUGAUUUUUAUACAGAAAAAGAAAAAGGAUCACUUUAAAGAACUGCACUCAACCACAAUCCACGCUUCUGUAAUGAUUAUAAAUUAUGAAGAGACUUUCUUUUUUAUUGAAUCUUUUUAUCAAUGUCCAGAUGAAAUCAGUGGUACUAGAUGUAUUUUUCUGGAACAAAAAAAGUAUUUUUCAUAGUGAUUUGUGGAAAUAAACUUGGAAAAAAUCA
Oryzias latipes (Japanese medaka) is the source of this 4085-nucleotide messenger RNA. RefSeq names its product DDHD domain containing 1a (gene ddhd1a). Gene Ontology annotation, cellular component: cytoplasm. Lineage: Eukaryota; Metazoa; Chordata; Actinopteri; Beloniformes; Adrianichthyidae. The record is from RefSeq and is a predicted model, not a curated record. Gene Ontology annotation, molecular function: metal ion binding; glycerophospholipase activity.